CCCAGGCCUGGGAGGGCUAACCCAGGCACACAGCGCACAGGCCCCGGCCGGGGUAGCGCCGGGCUACGGACGCAGUGCCGCCGAAGCUCACCCCAGGGCGCCGGCAUACUCUUCCCCCUCACACUAGUGCGCUCCAGCCCGCGCCUUUCCCCAGAACCGAAAGCGGGGGUGUAUUUCGUUUUUUUCCUUAAAUCUCUGCACAUUUCGGGGACUCGGAGUCCUGGGCCUCGCGGACUAUUCCCUGCGGGGGCCUGCGCGAGCCAAAGGUGUGUCCCCGCUCGGGUCAGCGCUGCGCUCUGCGCAGUUUCUUUUCCUGUUAAGUCUUUUUCUUGUUCAUGUUUUUACUUUUCUCCCGUUCUUUUAUUGUUUUCUCUCUCUCUUUCUCUCCCUUUUGUGAAUGGGCCGCGGUGUCUUUGUUCUGGAGAGAAGCGCCCGUGUCGCCGACUUUUGUGAACCAGAGAAGGAUCUUGUAAAACCUUUUCUCCUUCAUACUUCCCCACUCCCACCCCUCCUCUUUUGCCCCUUUGAUUAGAUGUUCCCUCAUCGUCAAAAAAAAAAUGUAAUUUCGUUAGCCUGGCGGCCACUUUCUUUGAACAUUAGCUCGCUUUCAGCUCCAACUUCAAUUAGAAGGAGUUGAUUUUGAGAGAUCAACAAAAGGACCGACCAAAGCCUUAUUAAAGGUCCUAAGAACAUCUCCCGGGUUCUUUGAGAAGCAGUUAAGGAAACAGUGUGCCCUCCAUCAUAUUCUGUUACCGUAUUUUAUUCGGACUCCAAAGGAAAGUGUCGCUUGGGGGAGGGGGAAGCACUUUGAAGAGCGGCGGCCGCGGCCCCUUUUCACUCAGCGGGCUCCCCCUUCCUUCUCCUCCACCUCCUCGCCCCGCGCCUGGUCCGCUCUCGGUGCCCGACCUUGCGGCCCCGCAGCGCCCGCGCUCCCCACUGCGAAGCGCCCGGUGGCUCCUUGACUCGCCCUCACACUUACUCCUGUUCAAACUUUUCACUCCGCCUGUUGAGGUGGAGGGGAGGGGGGAUUAGGAAGAAGCGGUAGGAAUUCCUCGAAAGGGAGUAAAGUGCCUAAUAUUCAGGAGGAGGUGCCAUUUAAAAGAAUUGCCUUACUCAGUGUUGGGGCGAAACACUUUUCUUUUUGCGCUUUGACAAGUCCAUCCAGGUAGACGUGUUUGAGAAGUUUGUUCGAUUGGGAAAUGGGCUUCGCCAGUACGAACGAUCCGGGGAGAUCGCUUCAAGGAGGCUCCUGCGGCAUGUGGGAAAGAAAUUGAGGGCAGGGGUCUGUGGCCACGUUUUCCACCAAAUUGUCCCUUGUAAAAGGAGAACGGGAAGGAGACAGUGUGAAAGAGAAAGUUUCCUAUCCAAACCUUUCGAUUCAGAAGUAGAGUGUGUGUGUAAGGGAGAGGGGACUCUGCGCUCCAACAUUUCAAAAGAAGCGUUUAGGAUUUGCAAACACCUUUCGUGGGGACUGGGAACACCAGGAGACGCCGAAGAGCAGGCUACAUUUCCAAUCACCUAAACAACCCGGCCAGUCAAGCCACUCCGACAAGGUUGGCUGCCCGGAAGGUCCGUGUGAGGGUGCGAGGUAGAUGGUGAGCGGCCCCGGCAGCUGAGGGCAGGCCGGGCCCCCAGACGCAACAGAGCUUGAAGGACUGCGCAGUGGGAGCCCCGCACUGCGCCCGGCCCCGGCCCCCUGGAUCCUUCGGGGCGCCUCCACCCAGCUGUUAGCAUGAUGUCUUACCUCAAACAACCCCCAUACGGCAUGAACGGGCUGGGCCUAGCCGGGCCGGCUAUGGACCUCCUACACCCCUCCGUGGGCUAUCCGGCCACCCCGCGGAAGCAGCGACGGGAGCGCACCACCUUUACGCGCUCUCAGCUGGACGUGCUCGAGGCACUCUUCGCCAAGACUCGCUACCCUGACAUCUUCAUGCGCGAGGAGGUGGCGCUCAAGAUCAACCUGCCAGAGUCCAGAGUCCAGGUCUGGUUCAAGAAUCGCCGUGCCAAAUGCCGCCAGCAGCAGCAGAGCGGGAGCGGGACCAAGAGCCGCCCAGCCAAGAAGAAGUCCUCCCCGGUGCGGGAGAGCUCGGGCUCCGAAAGCAGCGGCCAGUUCACGCCGCCCGCUGUGUCCAGUUCCGCCUCGUCCUCCAGCUCCGCAUCGAGCGCUUCGGCCAACCCGGCGGCUGCAGCGGCUGCAGGCCUGGGCGGGAACCCGGCGGUGGCAGUCCCGUCGUCGUUGAGUACGCCGGCUGCCUCGUCCAUCUGGAGUCCGGCUUCCAUCUCGCCCGGCUCAGCGCCCGCUUCCGUGUCGGUGCCCGAGCCUUUGGCCGCGCCUAGCAACGCAUCGUGUAUGCAGCGCUCGGUAGCCGCAGGCGCCGCCUCUGCCGCAGCCUCCUAUCCCAUGUCCUACGGCCAGGGCGGCAGCUAUGGCCAGGGCUACCCCACGCCCUCCUCUUCCUACUUUGGCGGCGUGGACUGCAGCUCAUAUCUAGCGCCCAUGCACUCGCACCACCACCCGCACCAGCUCAGCCCUAUGGCACCCUCCUCCAUGGCUAGCCACCAUCACCACCAUCCCCACGCGCACCACCCGUUGAGCCAGUCCUCAGGCCACCACCACCACCAUCACCACCACCAUCACCAGGGCUACGGCGGCUCGGGGCUCGCCUUCAACUCUGCCGACUGCUUGGAUUACAAGGAGCCUGGCGCCGCCGCUUCCUCCGCUUGGAAACUCAACUUCAACUCGCCUGACUGUCUGGACUAUAAGGACCAAGCCUCAUGGAGGUUUCAGGUCUUGUGAGCCCAGGAGUGGGAGGAAGAGAAGAAGAAACGCAACUACCUGCGCCCUCCGUGGUCCCCGUCCAGUUGUUGCUGCUGCUGCUGCACUGCCCGCCUUUGCCUCGGCUUUUCCAGACCUGAAAUUUCAUGCUCCCAAAAGAUGCCCAUUGCUGCACUGCCGCCCUCAUCUUUGUGCCACUUGCUUGGGGGAUGUGCAAACCCUGCCCACCCCUUGGAAGAGGGGACCGGUGCUUCGGCUUGGCCCACAAGUUCUAUAUGGGAGAGCUGUGUGCUCCCCUCCUCAACCCCUAACGAACUCCUAAGUCACCAUCUUCUAGUCUUUCUGGACAGUUAUUAUGCGCUUGCAGCCUUCGGAGGCUCUUCGCUCUGACUUGCUGUUUGAGCCCUACACUUUAAUUUAUUCUUUCUGGACACUGGAGUCACUAACUGGCAUGUGUCUGCCUGUUGGAGUGCACCCAUACUCUACUCCAAAUCAAAACAACCACUAAGCGUUUCUCGCGUGCAGACUGCCGCCCCUUCAGCUGCCCUAAGCCCCGCUCCCCGCCUGCAGACCAGAGCUUCCCGGCGUUUCCUCCUCCCCAGCCGGAUGCGCUGGGACGAGGCCCGGAGGGAGGAGCGCACCCAUAGCCUCUCGCGCACAGCCCCGCCCUGCGUAGAACUGGCUCAGUCUUCCGCUUCGGCGGGAAUGCUGUAUAUAGUCAGGUCCGUUCCAGGGACCACUUAAACUUUUUAGUUGCUGUUGGUUGAACUGAGCAUAUCUCGUCUUAGAGUCCAAGAAAUAGAACUUUAAGAUAUAUACAGCAUAUAUAUAUACACAUAUAUAUAUAACAAAAGCAAAAAAUAUUUUCCCUCUGUCCCCUUUCCUCUCUUCCUCAAACGAUGGCGCUUUUACUUUUUCAGUUGUUGCAAAGCUUCCCUGCCCUCUCACACCUUCUCCCUCUGUGUAUUUAUUAAAGAGAAUCGUUUGGUUUCAGGAAGCUGCGCGCGGAGGAUCGGGAGGGUCUGGGAGUGUGAAGGCAAGAGCCAAGUCAGGGUACAGGGGAGGGGGCUAGUCUGGGCCGGGGCGCAGGACUGAGCCCUUCACCAGGUCUAAGCACAGGGUCGCAGUUCCAGUUAAGAGAUCAAAACCAAAAGAAAACAAAAAAUAAAAAUAAAAAUACAGCAUUAUGGAAAAACAAACAAACCCAGGCCCCAAACCCCGGUUCCAAUUCCUCUGUCGGCUUCUCUCUCUUUAAACAACCCUGUUUUGUCUAGUGAGUUUUUAGUGCACCUUCAUUCUCCGAAAUCUGCGGAGGACCCACGCCUGUAUAUCAGUUUUGGCUUUGGCCUUUUCGUCCAGUAGGUGGGAAAGUAAUUUGUAAAUUUGAUUUGUCCGAUGUGAAGAUCGCAAAUUACUUGUUGAAAUGUAAGGCAGUCCCCUUCCGCCCCCUUUAUCUACAUUAUUUCCCGAAAAUAAAUGCAAAUUAAUGAACGGCU
Molecule: messenger RNA, 4272 nt
Organism: Lagenorhynchus albirostris (white-beaked dolphin)
Lineage: Eukaryota; Metazoa; Chordata; Mammalia; Artiodactyla; Delphinidae
Gene: OTX1
Product: orthodenticle homeobox 1
Exons: 6
Coding region: 1733-2797 (354 amino acids)
Biological process (GO): regulation of transcription by RNA polymerase II; multicellular organism development
Cellular component (GO): nucleus
Molecular function (GO): RNA polymerase II cis-regulatory region sequence-specific DNA binding; DNA-binding transcription factor activity, RNA polymerase II-specific
Source: RefSeq, a predicted model, not a curated record